Molecule: messenger RNA, 1459 nt
Organism: Culex quinquefasciatus (southern house mosquito)
Lineage: Eukaryota; Metazoa; Arthropoda; Insecta; Diptera; Culicidae
Product: juvenile hormone epoxide hydrolase 1
Exons: 2
Coding region: 1-1383 (460 amino acids)
Biological process (GO): epoxide metabolic process
Molecular function (GO): epoxide hydrolase activity
Source: RefSeq, a predicted model, not a curated record
AUGGGCUUCUUUAUGCGUUUCACGCUGGCAGGAACUGUUCUACUGCUAGGAUUAUUGCUGAAACAGUGCCAUGAUUUGUUCAAAGAGCUUCCGGUACCGGAAGUGGACUACCGCGAGUAUUGGGGCCCUGGAAGUUCUGAAAACUACGUUGAGAAUAUCGAAGUGAAGCCGUUUGAGUUGUCUUACGGCACGGAGGUAAUCCAGGAACUUAAAGCUAAGCUGGACAAGGUUCCGAACCUCCCUGAACCACUCGAGGGUAGUAACUUUGAGUACGGCUUCAACAGCAAUCGAUUGCGCGAGAUAUUGAAGUAUUGGCGAUCGGAUUACCUGAUGCGAUGGGAUGCACGGCAAAAGUUCCUGAACCAGUUUCCGCAGUUCAAAACUCAAAUCCAAGGGCUAGAUAUUCAUUUCAUUCAUGUGAAACCGAAGGAAAGUGAUCACAAAAGAGUUCUACCAAUUAUUGUGCUGCACGGAUGGCCAGGAUCGGUACGAGAGUUCUACGAGAUGAUCCCCAAGUUGACGACCAGCAGCGACGGGAAAAAGUACGUGUUCGAAGUGAUCGUGCCAAGUUUGCCUGGGUUUGGUUUCAGUCAGGGUACUUCGAAGCGAGGGUUAAGUGCGGCCAAAAUGGCUGUCAUUAUGAGAAACCUGAUGGUACGACUUGGGUUCAGCAAGUUCUACAUCCACUGUGGAGACUGGGGUGCGGUGAUCGGUAACCUUAUGGCUACAUUCUUCCAGAGCGAAGUUUUGGGUUUUCACUCAACCAUGUGCAUGAACAAUUCUCCACUUGGACACUUGAAGACCCUCAUCGGUGGCACUUUCCCCACUUUUGUACUGAAACCGGAACACGUGAACCAUUACUUCCCGUAUCUUGAUCGAGUGAAGUUUAUGCUAGAAGAAUCGGGCUACUUUCACCUUCAAGCUACCAAACCGGACACGAUCGGAGCAGCUCUGACGGGAAAUCCCGUUGGCCUAGCCGUGUACAUCCUGGAAAAAUUCUCAACCGGAACCAAUCCAUCCUUCCGUUUCCUCGAGGACGGCGGGCUUGAAAAGUACUUCUCCCUGGACGCCCUCCUAGAUCAUAUAAUGAUUUACUACCUAACCGACUCGGUCACGACCUCUACGCGACUGUACGUGGAAGCGUUCAAUAUCCGAGAGCUGAUGGAUUACGAUCGCACGCCAACCGUGGUUCCUGCGGGGUGUGCCAAGUUCCGGUAUGAGAUAUACCAGCAGACGGAUUGGGCCCUGAAGGAUCAUCUGAGGAAUCUCAUUCAAAAUAACCACUACCCGGACGGGGGUCACUUUGCGGCGCUGCAGAUGCCGGAUGUGCUGUACGGGGACAUUGUUCAGUUCGUGAAUCGACUAUACCGCCGUGAAGAUUAGAAAGCUUUAAAGACAGAUUUUUCUAGUGUUGCCAUACUAAAAUUAAUAUUAAAUUGUAAUUGAUUUACAGAAACCA